UCCCUGUCAAAAUUUGAUUCGAUCUAGGGUUUCCUCCCAUGUUUCUUAAUGGGCUCUCUCUCUGGGACGCCGAUUAUGACGCCGCUCCGAUGGAGCCCAAUCCGCCGCUUCAUUCCCGGAUUCAAAUCCCUCCUCUAUCCGAUGAAAAGGCCAAAGGAGGGGGCUAUGUUGAUGAGUUGCUAGUGCAAGAUACUGAGGUUAUUGCGGUGGAAGAUGUGUUUGAUACCGAUAUGGUGUGUUUGGCUGGUGAAACCCAAGUGGCGGAUCUCUGCGGCGAGACGCAGCUGUUGGAGGAGUUUAGCUGCUUUGGGGACAUGGAGACGCAGUUGGUGGACUUGGAUGAUCGAGUUGCGAGUGACAGUGAAGGGGAAGAGGAGUCCGAUGCGACUCGAGUUUUGGAUGUUGAUAAGGAUGGAUCGGAGGGGGUGUCGGUGAGAAGAGGCGGCGGGCGGUUAGGGGAUGAGGGGAGGAAUCAGUGUGGUGGUGGUUGUGAAGAUGGUGAGAAGAGGCUGAUGCAGGAGGAGAGUCAUUUGGUUGAGGAACCAAGUAAUGCAGGGGUCCAUGUAUCUGUUGAAACACCUGUAGUUGAAGAGUCCCCAGAAUUGAAGCCUGGAUAUGUACGCAUGCAUUUCACUUCAGUUCGUGCACAAUCCCUGCGGGCCUCUGGUCUAGCGGCUCGGAACAAAAGUGGGUCCCGUUCUCUUCCAUGCAGUAAUCACUCCUUGGAGCAACUUGCUACCACAGGUGGAUCGGAAGUCGAUCAGGAAAAUGAUAUGGGGCGAAAUGAUGAUAAUAUUAAAAGUUCAAGGGUUUCCAGUUGGACAGUGAGAGAACUUUUUACUGACAAUCCAGAUUCUGAAAAUGAAGGCGUUUAUCAUGAGAGUAAUGAUUUUGAAGGAGAAGACUUGCUUCAGUUCCCUUCUUGUGAUUGGGCAGGGUUGAGCUAUGCUGAUUCUCAAGAACCUGGAGAGCUAUCACAGGCUAAUGCUUUGAAUUUUGUGGAUAAGUUUCUCCAAGAUAAUGCUGAGGAUCUUGAUAAAGAAGGUGAUUGCAGAAAGAGUUCUAAGAAAAAUUCCAAAUCUGUCCCCAGUGCAAAAGGGCCACAAGCAUUGGCAAAAAAAGCCAAUGAUAUAAGCUUAGUUACAGAUGCAGGCAUUUAUGAGUGGGAUGAUAACCGUGAGGAUGAAGGAGGAGGUGAGUUGUUUUGCCGAAAAAGGACAGACUUCUUUGGUGGUGGAAAUCAUGGGUCGAAAUCUCUUCCUCAAGCUCGGAAGGCCAAAAGACUCAGAGCUGAAGAGCUGGAUGAUAACAAACAAAUAUCACAGGGAAAGAACAAGAAAUUUGGUGUAUAUCAUUCGGAUUCCAAAUUAUUGGUGCAGAAUUCAAUAUCCAGUGAGAUGAUGGAAAGUGAAGAUGAAAUGAGACACAAAAGGAAUCUCACCAAUGAGUUUAACGAAGAGUUCAAUAUCUGCUCCACUAGAGGACAGUUGGAUGCUCAUCAUAAUAAAACCCUGGUGCCUGGAAUGCUAAAUGUAGGUCUUGAUACUCAGAUUGCUGCUGAAGCUAUGGAAGCCUUAUUCAACGGGGAAGGAAUACCCAAUUGUGAGGCCAAUGAUGCUAUUCAUAGAAACUCGCCUGAAGGUUCAAUGGGCAAAAAGACGACGAAUAUAAGUGUGAAGAAACCCCCUCCUCGAAAAAGAGCACACCUUAAUGAUGCAGGAGCUGCUUCUCGAGAAUCCCAACAAGCAAAGAAAACUAGGAGGGGUGAUGCCAACUCAAUUAGGAAACAAGGAUCUAAGAAACAGAAUUUACAACAUUGUGGUACCUUUGCACCCAUUGCACGUCGAACUAGGCAGUCUAUUCUGGUAAAUCAGCUCAAUAAAUCUGAUAAUCCAUCAAUUGGUUGUGGGGAAGAGUCUAACUAUGUGAUGGAGGAUGUUGCUGGUGUUCAGUUGAGCUUUAAAUCUUCAAAACUGGGUAACGAUCAGGCUAGCAGGGUUGGAAUAUCUAAACAAAAUCAACAUGCAAAUGUUAAUGCAGUUGGUGACGGUAUCCAUUUUGAUGGGUUAAGCUUUCCUAGAGGACGAAGGUCUCAGCGAAAUUUGUCCAGCAAGGUUCAUGGACCCGAUAACUUAGAUGAUUCACCAGUGCCAUCUCCUCAGCUAGAGAAGUUUGGAGACUAUGUCAGUAGGCGCAAGAGGUCACAGGAUGCUAGACUCACUACUGUUGAUAAUGCGUUUAAAAGAGUAACCAGAUCUUCCAAAUGUGGAUCUCUUGUAGAAAAGAAUUUGGAAGGAUACUUUGCAAAGAAAAACUUUGAUGAAGGAGGUUCUGAUGAUGCUGCCCUUCAUUGUAAUUCUUCCCAUAACGAUGGGAAAAUGAUCUCAGAGAAUGUAAUCGUGGAGAAGACUGUUAGGGUUCCUGGCAGGUUGAGUAAUCCAAGUCCCUCUUCAGUUAGAAUGAGGGACAAAUCUCCACGUCAGAAAGGUGGCUGCCAACAAUCUGAUGCAGCAUGUGCUACUCCGAUUAACCGCAAUAAUGUGGCUGUCAAUGAUGUAUCUCCUGUUUGUAUGGGUAAUGAAUAUUUCAAACAGUCAUGCAAGAGGAGCCUAUCACGGCCGAGCCUUUUGAAAGAACUGCGCGACUUGAGUCCACUUGAGCAUGAACCAACUUCAGCAUCAAAGGAUUCAAGGAGGAAGAGAGAUAUGACUAAUGUUCGAGUACUAUAUAGUCGCCACUUGGAUAAGGACAUAAUUAAGCAGCAGAACAAGGUUUUGGGCCGACUAGAAGUUUCUGUUGCAACCUCUAUGACAGAUGCCACACACUUCAUAGCAGAUCAGUUUGUGCGAACAAGGAAUAUGCUAGAAGCUAUAGCUUCUGGGAAACCGGUGGUGACACAUUUAUGGCUAGAGAGCUGUGGACAAGCUAACUGUUUCAUUGACGAGAAAGAUUACAUACUAAGGGAUACUAAAAAGGAGAAGGAGUUUGGCUUUAGCAUGCCAUCUUCAUUGGCACGUGCAUGCCAAUAUCCACUUUUAAAGGAUCGGAAAGUCUUCAUCACCCCAAAUACAAAGCCUGGUAAAGAAAUAAUUUCGAGUCUGGUCAGAGCUGUCAAUGGCCAGGCAGUGGAGAGAAUUGGCAGAUCUGCUUUGAAGGCUGAUCAGAGUCCAGAUAAUCUAUUGGUUCUAUCUUGCGAAGAAGAUUAUGAAAUUUGUGUGCCUCUACUUGAAAAAGGAGCUGCGGUUUACAGCUCAGAGCUGGUAUUGAAUGGUAUUGUCACUCAGAGGCUGGAAUUUGAUAGACAUCGCCUUUUUACUGAUAAAGUAAAGAAAACCCGGUCUACCAUAUGGAUGAGGAAAGAUGGCAAUAAGUUCCAGCCUGUGUCCAAAAGCAAAUAAGGUGUACCUCUAUUUAUAAAUUUCCGUUCUCAGAAUUCCCAGUCUCUCCUUAGUUAGGUAUCAUGUUGGUCUGCCAUUCACAUUCAAGUUCUGUUGUCUUUGUAUUUGCAUGUAAAAAUGUAGUCAAUCUGUAUAUAACUGAAAAUGUGUCAUUCAGUUUUCCUUGUAUUCCCAUAUUGGGGUUAUGUAGCUAGUGUAAAAAGUAAUCUGAACAUAUACUAGUGUAUACUGGUUAGUGAUUUUGUCCACCUUCAAUAAGAUUUGCCAAAGAGAUGACG
Molecule: messenger RNA, 3676 nt
Organism: Argentina anserina (silverweed cinquefoil)
Lineage: Eukaryota; Viridiplantae; Streptophyta; Magnoliopsida; Rosales; Rosaceae
Exons: 9
Coding region: 39-3398 (1119 amino acids)
Source: RefSeq, a predicted model, not a curated record